AUGCCAAUGAAUACAAUUGCUUCUCCUGCUGCUUCAAUAGAGAUGAGGACAAUUGACGAUUAUAAAACACAGAACGAUCAAUACUGGACAAUCAUCGAAAAGCAAAGAUUAAUCAUCAAAACAAUGCAGAAAUCACUCAAUCAAUUGACGAGUGAAAAUGAGAUGCUGAUCAAGAAAAACAAGGAAUUAGAGUCAUCUAUCAAGAAUACUGGCAAUUCAGCGUCUACACCAUUAUCAAUGGAGGCUACCACAGCCACAAGCACAGCCACAGCCACAACAUUAGCUUCAACGCCUGCCGUACCACCUAGAUCACCGUAUCGCAUCAAUCACAAUCAUAGCAAUCAUCCAUUAGACGCCAGCGUUGAUCUACCAAAGAGGCCGCCUGUAUUGAAAUUAGCCAUGUCGAAUCAUGCUCACUUCCAGAACCGAGCAGCAGACCAACCAGCAAGCACAACCAAAAAGACAAGAUCCAAGGUGCAACACAAGAGAAAUCACUCGCAAACAAGCAAUCAGCCUAGUAACAGCGCCACUAGUAACUUGAAUAUACCAGUGAUGUCCAAAAGUAAAUCUGAACCUUCUACCCCUGCCCAACCACGCACGCCUCGCUAUGAUUCACUUCAUAACAACCAUCCACUAGACAGCCAUGUUGCUACGCCAACGACAGCCACUGCUAUUUUAAGAAAUCUGUCCAACGUAAAUGUCAAAGUUAUAUCAAGUAUCAACACAAACGAAAAGGGCUUUACCAUUGGCAUUCUGCAGAAAGAAGAUGACCGGGAGAUAUGGAGAAUAGAGAAAUCACUAUCAGACUUGAUGAGCUUGGAUUCAAAUCUCAAAUCAUCAAAUCCAGCUUUGGCGUCAACAUUCAAGAAAUUACCUGACAAGUCUCUAUUUGCAACCCAUGCGCCAACCAAAGUGGACGAAAGAAAGAGCAUGGCCCAGGAUUACUUGCAACAUGCCAUCACCUUGAAAUCUAUAAAUAAUGAUAUUCUGUGUGAGUUUUUGAGUACCGACAGAAUCCACAAUCUAUCCAUUACUCUCACCAAUGAUGCUGGAACCAAAGAAGGCUAUCUGACAAAGAAGGGAAAGAACUUUGGUGGCUGGAAAUCAAGAUAUUUCAUGUUGGAUCAUAGUGGCAUCUUGCGAUACUAUGAAACUAAAAAUGGAGCUUUCCUUGGAAACAUCAACCUCAUCAACUCGCAAAUUGCCUCCCAACCUCAAUACGAAUCGAAACAUGAGAGCCAUUUCCGUCAUGCGUUUUUGAUUGUCGAGCCAAAACCCAAUGGUGGAUCACACAGCAAACAUAUUUUCUGUGCUGAUUCUGACGCUGAGCGAGACAGUUGGGUCGAUGCCCUUCGUUUUUAUACAAACCAGCUACACAUUACCGAAGACAUUAUCAAUUCCUCAUUUGCCGCUGACGAUUCAAUGAUGACCAUUGAUCAUUUGGUGGUGGAGCCGUCCUCUUCAACAGAGAGCAAUAAAUCGUCCAUACUUAAGAAGAGACCCAGCAUUGAUUACAUUUUAAACUAUUUUCAACAGACAAAUGCCAGUCGUCGAAGAUCAUCUACGUCAAAGACAUCAUCACCUACAACCUCUGCCGACUCUUCAUCUGUUGAUGCUUUUCCCGCUACAGUCAGUUCUCCAGCAACAACGGAAGAGCAAUCCGAGGAACACAUAAAAAAAUCAAGACACAAGAGCAAUCGCAAAACCUUCUGGGGCAAGAAGAUGUUUGCAUCUCACACGGAUAAUCCAACAUCCCCUCAUAGUCUCACUUUUGGCACAAGUGAUUAUGAAGAGACGUGCGGCCCUAACCAGAUCUUUGGUAUCCCUCUUGAAAAUGCAGUUAAUGUGUCUCGAGUGUGUGAUCAUUACGAUUUACCUGCAAUUAUUCAUCGCUGCAUUGAAUACCUGGAGGCGAGAGAUGCUCUUACCGAGGAAGGCAUCUAUAGACUGAGCGGAAGCUCUGCAAAGGUGAAGAUUUUAAAGAAGCGUUUCAACAAUGCUGGAGAUGUCAGGCUCUUGGAAGAUGAGGAAUUCCAUGAUGUGCAUGCUAUUGCUGGUCUUUUGAAGAUGUGGCUCCGGGAAAUGCCAGAAAAUAUCCUUACCGAGGCCCUGCUGGGAGAUUUCCUGAAUAGCAUUCAUCUCGAUAAGGAACAAAACAAAAUAUGCGAAGUCGGCAGAUUGAUUUCCACUCUCCCCCUCGCCAACUAUACACUUUUACGUUCCUUAUGUGCUCACUUGAUUCGGGUAAUCGAGAAUUCUGACAAGAAUAAAAUGACACUCAAGAAUAUCAGCAUUGUCUUUUCUGCUACGCUGGGCAUUCCGUCCAGCAUUUUCAAUAUGCUUCUCAAGAACUUUGACUACAUCUUUUGGACAGAUCGAUGCGAUGAUCAGCAAGUAACUGAAGAUACCAUCAAGAUAUACAUGGCAGAAGAAGAAGUCUCCUUUGAUGCACAGCAGUUGCACCAUCCUCACGAUUUUGUUCAUCCUGUGAUGAAACGAGUGGCUGAGUCGUCUUACCAAGAUGGCUUUAUCGACAGUGGUAGAUCCAGAAGAAAUAGUAUUCAUUACAAGGACAAUACGCCAAAAGAGUUCAUCUCUUUAGAAAAGCAGCUUGAUGCUGUUUUGGAUGACUCUUCACAGCUGGAUGAUGACAUUUACUACAGUGAUGGCGAACUAGAGAUUGCUUAUUUCGCUUCUAGAUACAAUGCCAACAGCAAGACUUCAAAUCAUCUUCCAUCAACAGAAUAUGCAUCAACAGCAAUUUAA
Mucor velutinosus is the source of this 2766-nucleotide messenger RNA. RefSeq lists its product as uncharacterized. Bases 1 to 2766 code for a protein of 921 amino acids. Gene Ontology annotation, molecular function: phosphatidylinositol binding. The transcript has 8 exons. Gene Ontology annotation, cellular component: cytoplasm. The record is from RefSeq and is a predicted model, not a curated record. Lineage: Eukaryota; Fungi; Mucoromycota; Mucoromycetes; Mucorales; Mucoraceae. Gene Ontology annotation, biological process: regulation of GTPase activity; signal transduction.